AUGGCGGUUCAAGCUAUAACGGAAAAUUCCGAUGAUAUAGCUUCCGCAAAAGUAGAUAACGCAUUAAAAAGAAUUCCAGCAUACAAGGUUGGCCUAGCUUAUAGUGAAUUAACGAGAAAAGGAAAAGUACACAAGUUGAUUUUUCGUGAAGUUAUAGACAAAUUGGCUUCUGAACAUAGCUUGGUGCAACAUGCGUUACAAUGUUAUAAUGACAUGAUAUCCAAAGGUUACUAUCCAGAUGUAUGGACUUAUAAUAGACUGAUAGAUAGUGUCUGCAAAUCUGAUGAUUUAAGUACUGCUUGGAAGAUAAUAGAAGAUAUGAUUCGUGUUGGCGUACAUCCUGAUAUUGUUACUUUUAACAUUUUGUUAAAUCGUCAAAUAUCGCGCAAAGAUUGGAAUCAAGCAGUUAGAAUUCUUGAUAUGAUUCAAGAAGCUGGGUUACAUCCAUCAGAAAGCACGUUGAAUACUUUAACACGAAAUAAACUACUUGAAAAACUAAGUUCUAAAGAAGCGCAUGAAUAUUCAGCAAUCGUAUUAAAACGAAUGACCCUUUUUAAUCGUCUGGAAUGGUUCGCAACUCUCGGAAGUACUACAAAACUAAUACAGAUUUAUCAAGAUAUGAUUACAAGUGGGCCAAGUAAAGACAUUCAUACGUUUGAAAUAAUCAUGCGAAACUUAUUCACAGGGCGAUAUAGUGACAAAGUCAAGGAGCUCUACGAUGAAAUGCGCAAAUUAGGAGCAGAACCAACUUUGGUUUUGUACAACAUUUUAAUUGAAGGAUUUGUAAAACUGGAAGACAUGAAUAAUGCGCAGUGCUUAUACCGUGAUAUGUCAUUAAGGUCAAUAACCGCACGUAAGCUCUUUGACAUGCUUCUUGAAACAGAGGAUCAAAAACCCAAUCUUUAUAUUUUUAAUAGUCUCAUCUCAGGUUAUGCAAACGUUGCCAAAGAUAUGGAUGAAGCCAAACGACUCUUAUUCCAUCAUCCCAUUACACGAGCGUUGCAACUUAAUGCUUUAACAUUUAAUAUUGUUAUACAAGCAUAUACUAUGCAGAAUGAGAUGGAUGCAGCAAUGGAUUUAUUGCGACAAAUGGAAAAUAUAUACGGUGUUGAACCAAAUGCAUGGACUUUUUAUCACCUAAUUACAGGUUACUUGAAUCACGGUCAUUUUAAUCAAGCAUUAGCAUUACUUAAAUAUAUGUCUGAAAAAGGAAUUAAACCGGACUGGCGAUUGAAAAAAACACUUAGAGAAAUAAAGUAUAAAAUUAUGUAUAAUAAUCCUGUAAAUUUAAUAUCACAAAUAAACCCUCAGUAG
This is a messenger RNA of Dentiscutata erythropus, 1314 nucleotides long. Lineage: Eukaryota; Fungi; Glomeromycota; Glomeromycetes; Diversisporales; Gigasporaceae. The record is from the annotation of a GenBank genome assembly.